Ictalurus punctatus (channel catfish) is the source of this 2151-nucleotide messenger RNA. RefSeq names its product cationic amino acid transporter 2. Gene Ontology annotation, cellular component: plasma membrane. The transcript has 14 exons. Gene Ontology annotation, molecular function: amino acid transmembrane transporter activity. Lineage: Eukaryota; Metazoa; Chordata; Actinopteri; Siluriformes; Ictaluridae. The record is from RefSeq and is a predicted model, not a curated record. Bases 148 to 1968 code for a protein of 606 amino acids. Gene Ontology annotation, biological process: amino acid transport; transmembrane transport.
AUUUUGCUUGAGGAGAGUAAACAGAACUGAUCCUCGGAGCAUCAGAUUUUCAACAAAGAAGGCAUGACCCCGGCUUUCACUGAGACCAUGAGCGCCGGGCCACAGCUCACUCCAGCCUGAGAAGAGAAUUAUAUACAGAAAAGGAUCAUGUCCUGGCACAAGGUCGGUUCGUUCCUGCGUGGCCUGUCCCGCAGGAAGCCUCUAGAACCCGAAGGCGAAGAGUCGACGUUCCGGCGGUGUCUCGGCACGGUAGACCUGGUGGCUCUCGGCGUGGGGAGCACGCUGGGCGCCGGCGUCUACGUGCUCUCUGGUGAGGUGGCCAGAUCUCUGUCUGGCCCCAGCAUCAUCAUCUCCUUCCUCAUUGCCGCUCUGGCCUCCAUCUUCGCCGGACUCUGCUACGCUGAAUUCGGCUCCCGCGUACCCAAGACGGGAUCGGCCUACCUCUACAGCUACGUGACUGUGGGCGAGGUGUGGGCUUUCAUCACGGGGUGGAACCUGCUGCUCUCCUACAUCAUAGGUGCCUCCAGCGUGGCCCGAGCCUGGAGUGGUACUUUUGAUGAUAUGAUUGGAAACGUGAUGGCGAAUUACUUCAGCAAACACGCAGCCAUGGGUCUUCCAGGCCUGGCUCCGUACCCAGACUUCUUUGCAGCUGGCCUUAUUAUGCUUCUGGCUGGUCUUCUUGCGUUUGGUGUGAAAGAAUCAACGACGGUCAACAAGGUCUUCACGAGCGUUAACAUACUGGUGUUGGUGUUCAUCAUCAUCACUGGCUUCAUCAAGGGGAAACUGGAGAACUGGUACAUCAGUGAGGAAACCUUACGGAACAUCACAGCAGAACUUGAAAACCUGACAUCCACGCUGAACGUGACCUCCGAGUUCGGGCGCGGCGGCUUUUUCCCAUACGGCUUUGAGGGCACGCUGGCCGGAGCUGCGACUUGUUUCUACGCGUUCGUAGGCUUUGACUGCAUUGCGACUACGGGUGAGGAAGUGAAGAACCCCCAGAAGUCCAUCCCGCUGGGGAUCGUCUUUGCGCUGCUGAUCUGUUUCCUGGCUUAUUUCGGCGUUUCAGCCGCUCUCACGCUGAUGAUGCCGUACUACCUGCUGAACAUCCACAGCCCUCUGCCAGUCGCCUUCACCUACGUGGGCUGGGCCGCCGCCAAGUACGUCGUCGCUGUGGGAUCCCUCUGUGCGCUCUCUACUAGCCUGCUGGGGUCCAUGUUCCCGAUGCCUCGAGUGAUCUUCGCCAUGGCUAGAGACGGCCUCCUCUUUAAAGUGCUGCGUAAAGUCAGCUCGAGGCAAAGUCCCGCCAUGGCCACCCUCACCUCCGGCUCUGUGGCAGCUAUAAUGGCGCUGUUAUUCGACUUGAAGGCGCUGGUUGAUAUGAUGUCGAUCGGGACGCUGUUCGCCUACACCCUCGUGGCCAUUUGCAUUCUCAUACUGAGGUACCGUGAGAGUCCAUCUCUGGAGAAUGAAAUAAGCUUCACUCCACGGUCAAAGUGGGGGUUUUUAAAUCCCCCGUCGUACCCGACCAAGGAAACGUCGAACACCGUCAUCGUCUGCACCGUGUUUAUCAUCGUCUUGGUGGUGGUCCUGACCGUCCUGCUGUCCAAAGCCAUCACAUCACUGCUGCUGCUGGAGGUCUGGAGUCUGGUGUGUGUGUCUGUGAUCCUCUUCUUUAUGCUGCUCUGCACGCUGCUGAUCUGGAGGCAGCCUCAGAAUCCCACUAAAGCAGCCUUCAUGGUGCCUUUUCUGCCUUUACUUCCUGUGGUGAGUUCAUUCAUCAACAUUUACCUGAUGAUUCAGCUCGGAGGCGCCACCUGGAUCCGCUACGCCGUCUGGAUGGCUGUGGGACUCCUGAUCUACUUCGGGUACGGCGUGAGGAACAGCGUCCAGAAGCAGAGGCUGCUGGGAAACCUGAGCAACAUGGAAACUACAGAGGAAAUGCCAGAGAAAGACAUGACCAAAGGAUAACGCUCAUAAGACCGGCGGCUGAUAGCCAAAUAAUACGUUUAACGAUCAUCUAAUUAGUGAAAUAAUAAUAAUACGAGCAAUAGCAAUUUUCUUUAACACGCGUGAAUGUACGACAUGAUGGCGGAACAAUUUGACGUUUGUGUGUAUGUGCUUUAAUAAAAAGGGUCACAUAUUUUGAACAGA